Molecule: messenger RNA, 1914 nt
Organism: Pieris macdunnoughi
Lineage: Eukaryota; Metazoa; Arthropoda; Insecta; Lepidoptera; Pieridae
Source: the annotation of a GenBank genome assembly
AUGGUUUACGUUAUAAAAAACACAUGUUUUCUUCAGAUAUUAAAAAGAAAACAAUUUUUCAAAAGAUUUCUAUGGCGAACAUACAGUUCGGACUCUCCAAUACAACCAAUUGACGUUAAGAGAAUCAGAAACUUUAGCAUUGUUGCUCAUGUAGACCAUGGAAAGAGUACAUUAGCUGAUAGGUUACUUGAAAUCACCGGUGUUAUUAAACCAGGUAACGAAAAUGCACAAGUUUUAGAUCAAUUACAGGUGGAGAGAGAAAGGGGGAUCACUGUAAAAGCUGUCACAGCAUCAUUAAAUUACUCAUAUAAUAAUGAACCAUAUUUACUUAAUCUUAUUGAUACUCCAGGUCAUGUGGACUUUUCAAAUGAAGUUGUUCGUAGUGUGACAGCUUGUCAAGGUGUUGUUCUUCUAGUUGAUGCAAAUGAAGGGAUACAAGCACAAACUGUAGCUGUUCACUCUCUUGCCAAAAGAAAUGACCUAGUCAUAUUACCAACACUUAACAAAGUUGACCUGCCCAGAGCUGACCCUGAAAAAGUUAAGAACCAACUUAAAUCAGUUUUUAAAAUAGAACCAAGUGAUGUCCUCCAAGUUUCAGCAAAAAAAGGAUGGGGUGUUGAAGAAUUGUUAAAAGCAAUAAUUACAAGAAUUCCACCACCCAAUGUAGAUACCACUGACCAUUUUCGAGCUCAUAUAAUAGACACUUGGCAUGAUAAAUAUAGGGGAGUUUUAUGCCUAGCUUAUAUCCAUUCAGGUACUCUUAAAAUGGGUCAAACAGUAAAGUGGAAAUCAGAUGUAAAACAACAUACAGUGAAGUAUUUAGCCUUAUUAAGACCAAGUGAAGAGAGUAUUACUGAGGCUAUGGCAGGACAAGUAGUUAUGGUAGGUCUAGGUACAAAAGGUGGUGGUAGCGUAGGUGACACUUUGUUGUCACCAGAAGCUACUGAUGGUAAAGACACAACGGUUCCUGCAGUAAGACACAUGGUAUACGCAGGUAUCUUUCCAGCCGACCAAUCACAGCACACACAACUCAGUGACUCUAUCAAGAAACUAUCUUUGAAUGAUUCUGCUGUCAGUGUUGCGGUUGAUUCUAGUCCUGCACUGGGCCAAGGAUGGCGUGUGGGCUUUCUCGGACUAUUGCAUUUAGAUGUAUUCACUCAGAGGCUCUUGCAAGAAUAUAAAGCUGAGGCCAUACUCACUGCACCAUCGGUUCCUUAUAAAGUUAAAGUAAAGGGUGCUAAAAUUAUCAAGCACUAUAAAGGCGAGGAUGUUAUCGUUACGAAUCCUAUGCAACUCCCUGAUGUUAGUAAUAUAGUAGAAUAUUACGAACCGUUCGUUAUAGGUACAAUAAUAAGUCCAGUAGAGUACAUCGGCGCAGUGAACACCCUAUGUAUAGAUCGUCGUGGUAAUCCUUUACCAUCUAACGCUGUGGAUGACCAGAUGACAAUGUUACAAUACAUUCUACCUUUAUCUGAAGUGGUGAUGGACUUCCAUGAUACCUUAAAGAGUAUCACAUCAGGAUUUGCCAGCUUUGAUUACCAGGAUUAUGGAUUCCACCCCAGUUCAUUAGUUAAAAUGGACAUACUAUUAAAUGGUGUUAUUGUGGACGAGUUGACAUCAAUAGUUCAUAUAAGUAGAUUGGAAUAUAACGCUAGAACAUUAACAGCUCGACUUAAGGAGAUGAUCCCACGUCAAAUGGUUCAGGUGGCAAUACAAGCUGUUGUGGGAGGAAAGGUGUUAGCAAGAGAAACAAUAAAAGCCUAUAGAAAGGAUGUAACCGCAAAAUUGUAUGGCGGUGAUAUAACCCGACGAAAGAAACUGUUAAAACAACAAGCGGAAGGAAAGAAAAAAAUGAGAAGUGUUGCCAACAUUAAAAUUCCAAGAAAUACUUUUAUAGAUGUUUUAAAAAGAUAG